This is a messenger RNA of Papilio machaon (common yellow swallowtail), 1176 nucleotides long. RefSeq names its product beta-1,3-galactosyltransferase 5. Lineage: Eukaryota; Metazoa; Arthropoda; Insecta; Lepidoptera; Papilionidae. Gene Ontology annotation, molecular function: hexosyltransferase activity. The transcript is spliced from 5 exons. Gene Ontology annotation, cellular component: membrane. The coding region runs from base 1 to 1176 and encodes 391 amino acids. The record is from RefSeq and is a predicted model, not a curated record.
AUGUUUGACGCGAUCCCUGUGGUCUCUACAGUAGUCGGUCACACUCUUGAUAACGACUUCAUUAUUAAUGAUAAAAAUGACAGCGACUGUUUGCCUACCAGCGACGCGUCAAUUAGCCAUUGCCGCUCCCGAGACAGAGGAACUGCACGCGCUGACGCGACAGCGCCCGUGCGCUCUCGCACUACAAGUUCAAAUAAACAAUAUGAAAAUAUAAUUAUUGCAAUAACAGGAAACAAUCACUACAUCAGAAAUGUUAUUAUAAAACCUAAUAUAACUUGUCACUUCAAUCGUCUUUUUGUUAUUCUUGUAACUUCUUAUGUGGGCCAUGUAGAACUUAGGAGUGCUCAUCGAAGAGCUAUGUCGGCAGAUCGUUUAAAAUCUAUGAAUGCGACCAGGAUAUUCCUCUUGGCAAAGAUACCGAAAAAAGAAAAAUACAUAACACAAGAAGCAAUAAUUGAUGAGAGUGACAUUUUUGGUGAUAUACUACAAGGUGGCUUCACAGAAGACUAUAGAAACCUAACACACAAACACCUCAUGGGUCUGCAAUGGGCAUCAACCUUUUGUAACACUUCAUUUAUACUUAAAGUUGAUGACGAUAUUGUAUUCAAUUUGAAUCAAAGUUAUAACUUUAUGACCAAAAUAAAAGAUGAGAAAAAUGUACUAAUAGGUUACAUGUUAAAUAACACAUUGCCUAGACGAAAUAAGCAUAACAAAUGGUAUGUCACUCAAAAAGAAUAUUCUGGAAAUAUCUAUCCACCAUAUUUGUCGGGUUGGUACUACAUCAUGUCAAGCAAUAUUGCAUCUCUUAUAACUCAGGAGGCCCCAUAUCAUUAUCAGUUUUGGAUAGAUGAUAUAUUUGUGACAGGAAUAUUAUCAGAAUUUCUAGGUAUUAAAUUAAAGCAUUUACCAAAGGAUUACUGGCUGGAAUACUAUGAAUUAUUAGAAUGUUGUUUAAAAGACAUGUUGAUAAAAUCAAUACAAUGUGAAUAUGUUGUUGGACCUAAUGGAGGUAGAAAUGAAUUAAUAGUAGAAUUUAAUGAUACCUUAGAAAAAUGUAAGAGAAAAAAUUGCACAUUAAGAUCUGACAAUCAGCCUUUGAACAAAGUCUGUAUUAAUUAUAGAGAGAGAACUAUCUUUGGUGAUGGUAAAGCUGUGAUACAAAAUGUUAAAUUAUAG